This is a messenger RNA of Piliocolobus tephrosceles (Ugandan red Colobus), 974 nucleotides long. Its product is annotated as serine protease 46. The record is from RefSeq and is a predicted model, not a curated record. NCBI's taxonomy places the organism in Eukaryota, Metazoa, Chordata, Mammalia, Primates, Cercopithecidae. The coding region runs from base 34 to 558 and encodes 174 amino acids. Gene Ontology annotation, biological process: proteolysis. The transcript is spliced from 4 exons. Gene Ontology annotation, molecular function: serine-type endopeptidase activity.
GAAGGAGCAUUGAGGAGUAGAUACCCGCUUGCCAUGGCCUGUGGGCCGGGGUAUCUUCAAGGCCUUACAUCUCCACUUUCUUCUGCCAGAUUAGAGAAUCAGCCAUAUAUUGAAGGGCCCUGGCUCCAGGCUUGCGGUCAGACCAACGUGUCCUGCAGGGUGGUGAAGGGGAAGCUGGUAGAGGUAGGCAAGUGGCCAUGGCAGGUGAGCAUCCUGUUCCUGGGCACAUACAUCUGCAGUGGCUCCCUCAUCCACCACCAGUGGGUCCUCACAGCUGCGCACUGCUUGCAGAGAUCCAAGGACCCCAGCCUGUACUCCGUGAUGGUGGGAGUCCACCAGUUCCCAGAAAACGGCACUCAACUCCCGCUCACUCGCAUGGCGAUUCAUAAGGAUUUCAGCAAUCUUGUGUCUCAGGACAUUGCCCUCCUAAAGCUCAGGGACUCCAUCUCGUGGAACCCCCUCGUCCAGCCCGUCUGCCUCCCCAACAUCAAAUUCAAGCCAUCCAUUGGAAGCAUGUGCUGGGUAAUCGGCUGGGGAACUACAGGGAAAAAAGGUUGACUCUGGCAGCUCCCUUGUCUGCCAAAUGAACAAGACCUGGAUUCAGAUAGGAGUGGUGAGCUGGAGCUUUAGCUGUGGCCGGCGCCACUUCCCAGGUAUCUACACCAGCACUGCCCGCUUCUCCCAAUGGAUCAGCACUGAGGUCGCUGACAUGAGGUUCAUCAGUAGGGCUGGCCCUGCCUUCCUGUGCCCAGUUUUCCUCACUGGCUACAUUCUGCUGGGCUCCUUGGGCUCCCUGUGGCUCCUGUGAGCAGUGUUUCAAGGACAGUCCCUCCUGGAGGCUGCUUCUCCCUCCCCUCUGUUCUACCCUCAGAAGUGGAGAUGAGAGGUUGCAUAGGAUGGCAGGGCAGAGUGAGGGGGAGGGUCUAAGAGCCCCUGUUACUUUCUGUUGUUCAAUGAAGAUGCUUUUGAACUUU